AUGGCUAGAAAAAGGGAUAAAGAAUUGGAAGUAUGGCUAAUGAAUAUGCAGAAUAGGUGGAUGCAUUAUAGACAAAAUGAAGAAAAUGAAUACAAAGCGGAAGCCAUGAAGAACUCAUCAACAUGGGACGACAGCCAAUGGGAGCAAUGGAUUAAAACAGAGGGGAAAAAAGGCUUGGAAGCAGAUUUGAAAAAAUGGUUAAAUGAUAAAGAAACCUUUUUGGAUGGAUGGAUUUCUAAAGAAUGGGUUCAGUGGAAAAACGAAAGAAUGCUUCAGUGGUUAUCAGUUGAUUGGAAACAUAAGGAAGAUGAGACUUUUGAGCAUUAUAAAUCAAGCAAAUUUACGAAUGUGUUACAUAUAAAGAAGAAGAAAAAAUAUACCAAAUGGAAAGAAAGAACAAAUAAGGAAAAGGAAGAGUGGAAUAAUUGGGUAAAGGGGAAAGAAAAUUUAUAUGUAAACAAUAAAUGGGAUAAAUGGUUAAAAUGGAAAAAGGAUAAGCGCGCUGUGUAUAAUCAAAAGUUUGUAUCCUUCAUUAACAAAUGGAUAAGUAACAAACAGUGGACAGUAUGGAUUGAGGAUCAAAAAGGUUCAACUUUUGGCCUAUAUAAAACCGUGACCAGAGAAAAACUUAUGAAUGGUGAAUAUGAAAAUGGAAUGCAUAACAAGUAUAAACUGUACAUUCCUUUCUUCUAG
Messenger RNA from Plasmodium cynomolgi strain B, 693 nucleotides. Its product is annotated as tryptophan-rich antigen. NCBI's taxonomy places the organism in Eukaryota, Apicomplexa, Aconoidasida, Haemosporida, Plasmodiidae. The record is from RefSeq and is a predicted model, not a curated record. The transcript is spliced from 2 exons. Bases 1 to 693 code for a protein of 230 amino acids.